This is a messenger RNA of Ascochyta rabiei, 1689 nucleotides long. RefSeq lists its product as uncharacterized. Bases 1 to 1689 code for a protein of 562 amino acids. The record is from RefSeq and is a predicted model, not a curated record. The transcript is spliced from 2 exons. NCBI's taxonomy places the organism in Eukaryota, Fungi, Ascomycota, Dothideomycetes, Pleosporales, Didymellaceae.
AUGACACAUGACCUUCGCAGGAGUGGCAUUCCUGUACUGGUCUAUCCAGCGUCCCAUGCAUCGCCCGUAUCAUCAUCUUUAAUCUUCAGGUUUAACGAGGGCCGCGCGACGGCCUCCCUCCUGCUGCAAUCAUUGCUCUUCAUUCAUGGCUACGAUGCUAAGCACGUCUUCAUUAUGCAGUAUGAUGCCGAUAACUUGAAGCCUGGCAAAAAUUCCCUAGGACCUGCGACCAUUCCCCUUCCCCAAUGGCGGCUGGAUCAGGUGUCGCGUCAAGGCAACCCCCAGAUACGGACGCUGUCCCUGACAUUGAAGAAGAUGUGCCCUGUGUGGACUCCAUCAUCUCUUGGACCCGUGAGGCCCAAGCUGGACCACGAGGCUGCCUUCACUUUACUCGCCAACCUUGCCAAGGCCACCAAGCUCCACAUCCUCUUUGACUACAACUGGCUGCACCGCGACCACCACAACAUCUUCCAAACCCUUGUUGACCAUCCGGAGCAACUGAUUGGCUUCCCAGUCUCAAGACAUUACAGCAAGCAGUACCGGCGCGAGGAUUGGUCGGUGUUUAACGCUGAAAACGCUGGAGACGAUGCCACGACCGAAGACGAAGCGCCAGUUGAGGAGGCACCGCCUAUGUACACUGAGGGCAAUAAACGACCCAGACAUGUCACCCCAACGCCCUCCUCGCCGCCGCCGAAGCGAGUGCUGCUCUCGCCAUAUCCAGAUACACAUACGAGUCCAACUGAGAAGGACAGCGUAGCCACACCAAGUCCGAAGCCGCUGCCCUCCACUGCAACAACACCAAACCCAAGAUUUCUUCCCCUCCCCGCCUUGCCUCCAGACCUGCCAAAGUCCACCGCAUCCAGCCUACAGUGUCCACCUUCGUAUAUCAACCUUGACACCACAAGCCAGAAGCCUGCACCUUUCGUUGCAUCUUGCCCAGGGCACCCUCUAUCCCAAAACAAGCCAGAUCUCCGACGUGUUAUCGAAGAAACAGCCUCGACUAUCAUCCCAAGCAUGCUAGAAACCCUCAUACCCUCGCUCCUGCCACGUCUGCUCACAGCAUCAUCGCCAUCGCCCACACCCUCGCUGCAAUCCAUGGCAAGCCAGACUUCCACCACCCCCCCACCACCGGUCCUCUCAGCCCUCGGCGUUUCCCUCGGCGAACAUAUGACGCACCGCAUUGAGCACGAACUCAGCAGCCUCUACCACCACACGGUGAGCCAUGCAAACCACCUCCGCAACGCCGCGGACGCGCAGUUCUUCGACGAGCUCGAGGGCAAGAGGCUGGAAUUUGAGUGCGUUGCCGAGUACAGGUUUGGCGAGUUCAAAGACAUGAUAGAGGAGUGCGGGGAGGCUGAGGUCGAGCGGGUGGGGUGCAAGAUGGAUGAGUUCUGUGACAAGGCUAUGGAAGAGGUGGACAAGUUGCAGGAGGAGAAGGCAGACUUGAAGCGGGAGCGGGAAGAAUUGAAGAAUGACAAGGCGGAGCUGAGGCUGGAGAAAGAAGAGCUCAGGCUUGAGAAGGAGUGCUUGAGAAGAGAGAAGCAAGAGCUGAGAGUAGAGAAGGAGCAUGUGAGACGGCAAAAGAGAGUGCUGCAGAGAGAAAGCUACCUCCUCCAGAGCGCAAGACCUACAGAUAAGCUACAGGGGCAUAUUAUACAAGGCACAAGAGCAGCAAGUUUACCAGCCUGA